GCGGGCGGUGGCGGGGUGGGUGGUGCCCCCGCCGCUCCCUCGGUGUGUGUGGGAGGUGGGGCAGGAAGCGCCGGGCGCGUCCGUCUUUCCCCGCCCCCCUCGCGGCCUUCCCGCCGCCGGUAUCCAGGGACGCGGGCCGGUUGCUGUGAAGGGAGAGUGGCCGCCAUGGUGCGGCUGCACGUGAAGCGCGGCGAUGAGAGCCAGUUCCUGCUGGAGGCGGCCGGCAGCGCCCCCCUGGCCGAGCUGGCGCCCCUCGUCGCCCGCAUCUACAACGGGAGGCUGAAGGUGCAGCGCCUCUGCUCAGAGAUGGAGGAGUUGGCCGAACAUGGUGUUUGCUUGCCUUAUAAUAUGCAAGGACUGACAGACGAGCAAAUCGAAGAACUGAAGUUAAAGGAUGAGUGGGCAGAAAAGUGUGUACCAAGUGGUGGAAGUGUCUUCAAGAAGGAUGUAAUGGGGCGAAGAAAUGGACACGCUCCAAAUGAAAAAAUGCAGCAAGUUAUAAAGAAGACAAUAGAGGAAGCCAAGGCAUUAAUCUCUAGGAAACAAGUUCAGGCCAAUGUGUGUGUUAAUAUGGAGAUGGUGAAAGAUGCCUUGGACCAGCUCCGAGGGGCUGUGAUGAUUGUGUAUCCAAUGGGAUUGCCUCCACAUGAUCCAGUCAGGAUGGAGUUUGAAGAUAGAGAAGACUUGUCGGGAACUCAUGCUGGACUCGAAGUUAUAGAAGAAUCACAAGCACAGUUAUGGUGGGCAGGAAAGGAGUUGAAAGAAACAAAGUUGCUCUCUGACUAUGUUGGUAAAAAUGAGAAAACUACCAUCAUUGUCAAGAUACAGAAAAAAGGACAAGGAGCUCCAGGGCGUGAACCUCUGAUUAGUCAUGAAGAGCAAAAACAGAUGAUGCUGUAUUACUACAGAAAGCAGGAAGAACUUAAGAAACUAGAAGAGGAUGACGAUGACUCAUUUCUAAAUGCUGAGUGGGCGGACAACCAUGCUUUGAAAAGGCAAUUUCAUGGUGUAAAAGACAUCAAAUGGGGGCCGAGAUGAAGCUCUGCAAACACCUUUUUGCCUCUUUAAUCUGUUUGGUCGAUACACUUGUUUGCGGUAGAUUCUGCUGACAAAAGUGGAAGUUUUCAUUUCUGUAGCAGAUACCUGUUCCAGCCAUAGGUUUUCAAUAACUGUUUACAUUGCAGCAUUUUUCUCUACAAAGCAUAGAAUCAAUCCCAUUGAAGUUUGUUAUUUUAUUAGAAACUUGUAAUUUGAAUAUUGAAAUAGUAAACUAUUUCAUAGAUCAUAUAUCUAGUAAAUAUGCACUAGAAUGUU
This is a messenger RNA of Cuculus canorus (common cuckoo), 1314 nucleotides long. RefSeq names its product cilia and flagella associated protein 298 (gene CFAP298). The transcript is spliced from 7 exons. The record is from RefSeq and is a predicted model, not a curated record. NCBI's taxonomy places the organism in Eukaryota, Metazoa, Chordata, Aves, Cuculiformes, Cuculidae. Bases 166 to 1038 code for a protein of 290 amino acids. Gene Ontology annotation, biological process: regulation of cilium movement.